Messenger RNA from Spinacia oleracea (spinach), 2600 nucleotides. Its product is annotated as probable glycosyltransferase At3g07620. The record is from RefSeq and is a predicted model, not a curated record. The coding region runs from base 425 to 2323 and encodes 632 amino acids. The transcript is spliced from 5 exons. Gene Ontology annotation, molecular function: glycosyltransferase activity. Lineage: Eukaryota; Viridiplantae; Streptophyta; Magnoliopsida; Caryophyllales; Amaranthaceae.
UCGAGUAGUAACCGGUAAGGUCCUGUAAUCAAGUGUUUCCAACUUGCAACUUUGCAAGUGGGAAUAAACAAAAAAAGAACAUUCUUCAUCCCCAAAACAAAUCACUCUUCCAUAGUUUAAGCAGCACAAUUCUGGCAAACUGGGUUUGUCAAGCUAAUUUUUUUUCCUUGUAAUGUGAACUGGGAAUUUGCUAUUAAAGUUCAUUGAUGGAUCAAUUUCUGAAAAUUCAACUUCUUUUGCUGGGAAGAGGGGAGUUCGAUUGGUUUACCCAUAUCACCAUAUGAAAAUAGGUUAAGCUAGUGUUGAAGUUAAUUGGUGCACACAUGUCACUAGAUAGAAGCGAAUGGAAGAAAAAGAUACAUUUUGGGGUUAAGACUUUGUUGUUGUUGUCAUUGUUGCUAGUGUUGAAGUAUUGAGUGUUGUAAUGGGUAUGGAGUAUUAUGUUCAAUUCCAAAAGCUUUGUCAAAUUGAAGCAAGGAGGUAUAUAUUAAUAGUGGGUGUUGUUGCUGUUACUUAUUUGAUGCUUCAAACCUUUAUGCUGCCAUAUGGAAAUGCCCUUAAGUACCUAAUCCCGGAUAAUGAAGGCUUUCUGAGUGUCAGAAGCGGCUUUUCGUCAAGCCAAUCAUCGGUUAAAGCAGAAAAGGAGGAUGAGGUUAAUUCUUUAAGGGUUGUAGGAGUGGUAAAAGUAGAUGAUGAUAAUAAUGAUGAUGAAUUUGUAGAGAGUGACAACGGAUCAAAGGAGAUGAAUAGCAUUGUACAGGAUAUUGUUGCAUCAGAGGGAAAUAGCUGGGAUAAACCUAUUGUAGUUGACAAGCCUUCAGGCCUGGAAUUUGUAGAUGACAUGAAGGGAAAUAGCGGGAAAGAUGAGCAGUUAAUGGGACUAGAACAUCAAAUUUUACUUGACAGCAAUUUGGAAUUGAAUAGGAGUUCUAGUUUAGAUGGAAAUGGAAAUGAAAAUGUUGAGAGUUGGAACCGAGCAAAUCUUGAACAACCUGAGAAUUUGAGGAAGCUCCCAGACAUUGAUCUUGCUGUUCGAAAGAAUGAUUCUGAAGCGAAGGGUGCUCGUCGAAGGAAGAAGGUGAGACCUGGAAUGCCUCCAAUCUCAGUGACACCCAUAGCUAAGAUGAACCGGAUAUUAGCGCGGCACCUUGCUUUUUCUCGUAAAAUGAAACCGCAAUGGUCGUCUCUCCAUGACCGUGACAAGGAUAUUUUUGAUGCAAAGUUGAAGAUUAUCAAUUCUGCUGUUUCUGAUGUUGAUAAGGAGCUUUAUGCUCCUGUUUUCAGAAAUGUUUCUACGUUUAUGAGGAGCUAUGAAUUAAUGGAGAAAACAUUGAAAGUGUAUGUCUAUAAAGAUGGAAAAAAGCCUAUAUUUCAUCAACCAAUACUUAAGGGACUAUAUGCUUCAGAGGGGUGGUUUAUGAAACUUAUGGAGGGAAACAAGCACUUUGUUGUGAAAAACCCAGAAAGAGCACACCUAUUUUACAUGCCUUUUAGCUCAAGAAUGCUAGAGUAUGAACUGUACGUGCCGAAUUCUCAUAACCGCACAAAAUUAAGGGAAUUUGUGAAGGGGUACACUGAAGCAAUUGCAGCAAAAUAUCCUUUCUGGAACAGAACAGGGGGAACAGAUCACUUUGUUGUUGCUUGCCAUGACUGGGCCCCAUAUGAAACCAGGCACCAUAUGGAGAAUAGCAUCAAAGCCCUUUGCAAUGCUGAUGUGACUAUAGGAUUCAAGAUAGGUAGGGAUGUGUCAUUGCCAGAAACCUUUGUUCGAUAUGCAAGAAAUCCUCUAAGAGACAUUGGAGGAAAACCGGCGUCAAAGAGAAACAUCAUGGCUUUCUACGCUGGAAACAGCCAUGGGUAUUUACGUCCAAUCCUGCUAAAACAUUGGAAGGACAAGGACCCUAAUAUGAGAAUAUAUGGUCUGUUGCCCAACAGUGUUUCAAGAAAGAUGAACUAUAUGCAACACAUGAAAAGUAGCAAGUAUUGCAUAUGCCCCAAGGGCCACGAGGUCAAUAGCCCAAGAGUUGUUGAAGCCAUCUUCUACGAAUGUGUGCCUGUAAUAAUUUCAGACAAUUUUGUACCUCCCUUUUUUGAGGUCUUGAAUUGGGAGGCAUUCUCAGUUAUUGUAGCAGAGAAAGACAUUGCAAACCUGAAAGAUAUUUUGUUAUCGAUACCAGAAGACAAGUAUUUUGAGAUGCAGCUUGCUGUGAGAAUGGUUCAGCGGCAUUUCCUCUGGCAUGCUAGGCCUCUGAAGUAUGAUCUUUUCCAUAUGACUCUUCAUUCUAUUUGGUAUAGCAGAGUUUUUCAGAUGCGAAGGCAAUGAAACAAAGAUCCAAGUUUCAACCAGUUUGUGCUGAAACGCAAAAAAGAGGGAGAUUAUACUGAAGCAAUGAUAAUUAUGAGGCUAUACUACCCGGGACCUUAUACGAGAACCCAACAGGUAUUCUACUUAUACGAAAAUAGCCAUUUUUAAAAACAUUUGAUAGCUGAAUUCAAAAUUGCACAUACUCGUCUUUGUAAUAAUGUUUUCAUCGGUGUAUUCUUUUUUCCACGUAAAGUGAGUAAUCUACCUACUGAGUAGCGCCAAGCUUUUUGCAUCA